AUGGGCGUCACGCGCACAGUUAUUGUGGAUGGCAAUGGGGUACAGCCGAAGGCGGGCGACACCAUCACCGUCCACUGCACGGGAUUCCUCGCGGACGGCAUGAAAAAGUUCUGGUCAACGCUCGAUGACAACGAGCCGUUCUCCUUCAAGGUUGGCUGCGGACAGGUGAUCCGGGGAUGGGACGAGGGGAUGCUGCAAAUGUCAACCGGAGAGAAGGCGCGGCUCACCAUGUCUGGCGACUACGCAUACGGGGAUCGUGGGUUUCUCGCGUGGGGCAUUGGAAAGAACGCCUCGCUGGUGUUCGACAUUGAGCUUCUCAAAAUUAACUGA
This is a messenger RNA of Trypanosoma grayi, 330 nucleotides long. RefSeq names its product peptidylprolyl isomerase. The transcript has a single exon. The record is from RefSeq and is a predicted model, not a curated record. Gene Ontology annotation, molecular function: peptidyl-prolyl cis-trans isomerase activity. Bases 1 to 330 code for a protein of 109 amino acids. NCBI's taxonomy places the organism in Eukaryota, Euglenozoa, Kinetoplastea, Trypanosomatida, Trypanosomatidae.